AUGUUAAAAAAAUUGCCUGCUAAUGAUUGGAAGGUUGCUUCGAUAACCUUGAAGACUUUUAUGUCAAUGCUUGAUACCGAUGAUGAAAAUUUAAAAGAUGUUGGUAAAUGCUUGAAGUUAAGUUAUGACCACUUGAAAAAAGAAAAGGCCAAAGAACUCUUUUUGAUAUCUUCCAUGUUCCCAAAAGAUGAAGAAAUUCCUAUUCAAGUUUUAACUAGAAUUGGUAUAGGGUUAAGCUCUUUUGGAAAAAAUGACAAGUAUUAUUCAAAAAGAAUACUGGAAGUGCAUGUUGCUAUAGGGGAACUCAUAGGUUCUUCUUUGCUGUUGAGUGGUGAAAGAGAUCUUGUGAAGAUGCAUGAUUUGGUUCGUGAGGUGGCCUUGUGGAUAGGAGACAAAGAUAUUCAAUCAAUCACGGAUUCGAAAAAGUCUAUAAAAGAGAACUUGAGAUAUUUGCUUUGGAAGAAUGAUGAUUUUCCUAAUUAUUUUGAAGAUCUUGGUUCCAUGUCAAGAUACUUUCAAAUGGACAAACUAAGUCAUUUAGUCUCAGAUGCAACAUUUAAGAAACUUGUGGAAAGAGCCGAACUUCUUAUCUUGGAAGGCGAGGGUGAACAAAGAAUAUGGAAGAAUCUUGUCCCGGAUCUUGUUGCAAUAGAUGAGGGAGGAAUAUUGAAUGAUUUGAUUGUUCUUCAUUUGUGCUCAUAUCCUCACAUGGAGUACUUUGUAAAUGCUAAUAAUCUAUCUAGAUUUUUUGAGAAAUUAGAGAUUGUAGAGUUGAAAGAUUGUGAGAGAUUGAAGAGCAUAUUUUCUAAUGGUAACUUCAACUUAUGUCGUCUCAAGUCCAUAAGAUUGGAAGAUUGUCUAAUGUUGACAUCAAUUUUUCAGCCAUCCACUACUCAAAGUCUUGAGGAACUGGAAGAAUUAACAAUUAAAGAUUGUAAUAAGCUGGAACACAUCAUAAAUGAUGAAGAUGGUGAUAGUAAUCAAAAGAGUUACAAUGACUUACCGUUGUUCCCAAAAUUUAAAAAUUUUCAAAUUAAAGGGUGCAACAAAUUAAGAGUAAUAUUGCCAAUCCUAUCUCCUGGAGGCCUUCCAUCUCUAGAAAAGAUAUGUAUAUGUGAGAGUGAGCAGUUGGAAUACAUAUUUGAUAAGUUCCAAGAGGAGGAAGAUCCUAUUCUCCCCUCACUAAAAGAGAUGAAACUUUGUGGAGUACCAAGACUAAGUGGAAUUUUUAGAGAAUAUGAGCAACUCAAGAGUUCAUCAAUACAAAAGCUAUUAUCUCCACUUUCAAGACAAAAGUCCAACAGGAUACAUCAAAGUCCUGCCACGUGUGCUCUCUCUUGGGCUCAUGCAUGCUGUUUUCCCAAUAAAUGGAGGCCUGCUAAUGAAGAGACCAAUCUUGCUGUUUCUAAACAUAGACCACUUGACCACACAAACCUAAUGGGAUUACUUGUAUCAAAGAAAUGGAUUGAAACUGUUGCUACCAUUGGGAGACAGCUACUCCAUGUUGUUCAUAUCAAGAAGAUGGAACUUGCAGAUUUCUCUUUAAAUUCAAAAUCAACACUGUUCACUUUAUCCAUGGCUUCAAUGAUAUUAUGCGAAGAAUUGACAAUUAGCAAAUGUGAUAGAUUGAAGCACUUGGUAACCAGUGAUGAAGAUGAUUAUAAAGAUCAAAAAAAGUGUAGUUCCAUUUUUCCAAACUUAAAGAAGCUAGAAAUCAGGGAGUGUAAUGACAUGGAAUUUUUAUUUUCAUCCACAAUAUCAUUAGAAAUUAAAUAUUUAAGGUCUUGGACGAUCAGAGAUGCUCCUAAACUAACACAUGUUGUUGGGAAAUACUAUCAUGAGGAUCUUUUAGCAAAUCAAAAUCAACAAAAUGAGCUGUACUUUGAUCUCCCUGCUUUGGAGUUCCUUUGCUUUGAAGGUGUACCAAAUAUGAUAAGCAUUUGUGUCAAGAAUUAUUAUUUCUUGGUACCGCCAUCUCUUCAUACUGUUUCUUUGGACAAUUGUGGCAUCAUAUCUUUUAUUGAUUUUAUCCUUUGGUCGAGGGAAGAAUGCUUGAAUUGGGAAAUCAUAAAGCAGGAAACAAAUGCAUACAGAGAUGGAGUCACCAACUUACAAGCAGUCCAAGGCCCAUUGACUCAAUCAUUGAAAAAUAUCAAGGAUAUGAAACUCCAAAACUGUUCAAAGCUUGUAUCAUUGUUCACUCUACCGACUGCCUCAACGAUUUUGUUAGAAAAUUUGACAAUCCGAAGUUGUCAUCAACUAAAGUACAUUGUGGAAGAUGAAGACAAUGCUCAAGUUUCCACGAAUUGCUGCUCCAUUUUUCCAACUUUAAAGAAGCUAGAAAUUGAUGAUUGCAAAGGGUUGAGAUUUUUAUUUCCAUCCUCAUUAUCAUUAUCUGUGCAACUUAAGAGUCUCAAGUCUUUGACUAUCAAGGGUGCUUCUGAGCUAAAAUGUGCCAUUGGGAAAUACAAACAUGAGGAUCAUUUAUCCAGUUAA
This is a messenger RNA of Prosopis cineraria, 2496 nucleotides long. RefSeq lists its product as uncharacterized. The record is from RefSeq and is a predicted model, not a curated record. Bases 1 to 2496 code for a protein of 831 amino acids. The transcript has 4 exons. Lineage: Eukaryota; Viridiplantae; Streptophyta; Magnoliopsida; Fabales; Fabaceae.